GAAUUUUAAAUAAAUAUACCCACCAUAUAUGCAUGUAUAUAUACGUAUAUACUUAUAUAUAUAUAGUGUAGUGUAUACAUCAUUGUAAACUCCGCCUGUUCUUCUCGAUAAAAGUCUCUCCGUAUGUUUGAGUCGCAGAUCGAACAUCAAUCUCAAGCAGUCUCGUACGUCUUUCAUCUCUUGCCGCAUAUAUAUUUCUGAAUCGAAGGCAAGGAACGAUGUCGGUCUAUGAAUCGGAUCAGACUUCAAGCUUCCACAUAUUCAACCCCGAACCCCAAACGCAAAUCCAAACGCAAACGCUCCAUGCAGGUACGCAGCCGCUGCGGCCGCAACAAUUGGGCCGACAAAACUCGAUUCUGUCGCUGACCCUCGACGAGAUCCAGACCAAGAGUGGCAAAAAUUUCGGCGCUAUGAACAUGGACGAGUUCCUCGCGAACAUAUGGACCGUCGAGGCCUCGAAUGUGGAACCCGCGUCCGCAAACGCAAACGCUACUGCAGCGACCAGCGAGACAGUGCCGUACUCAGUUCUUGCGCGACAGGGAUCCUUGUCGGUUCCUGUCCCAUUGUGCAAGAAAACUGUCGACGAAGUCUGGUUCGAGAUACAAAACAACAUGCACCAUCAUCAUCAGCCACCAUCUUCAUCAGAUCGUAACAAUCCCGACGAGGAAGACGAGAUUCCACGUCAGCAAACGCUCGGCGAGAUAACGCUCGAAGACUUCCUCGUAAAAGCCGGGGUCGUGCAAGAACCGUUGAAGACAGCAAUGGUAAUGACGGCCACGACAACCGGUUUUGGUAACCCGGAAUUCGGAGUUGGGAUACCGGCUCAGAACCCAAACGGUUAUAACGAUAACCGGCCGGUUUACUCUGUUUUGGGUGAAUCGUCAAGUGGUGUACCGGGUAAUGUGUCGAGUUCCGGCCGGUUUUUGACCGGUUUAGAUGCGUUUCGUAUCAAGAAACGUAUAAUAGACGGUCCGCCCGAAGUUUUGAUGGAGCGGAGACAACGACGAAUGAUAAAAAACCGAGAAUCCGCGGCAAGAUCCCGAGCCCGAAAACAGGCAUACACUGUGGAGUUGGAGUUGGAAUUGAACCAACUCGUAGAAGAAAACUUGAAGUUAAAGAAAAUUGUGGAGGAAAACGAGAAGACAAGGAGGCAAGAGGUGAUGAACAGGAGCAACCAAAUUAUAAGGGAGAAGAAGGGAGACAAGCUAAGGAGGAUCCGCAGGAUGGUUAGUACAGGGUGGUAGACGUGAUUUGCAUUACAUGCCAUUAUUCAUAUAUAUAUAUAUAUAUAUAUAUAUAUAGAGAGAGAGAGAGAGAGUAUUGAAUAUAUACAUAUAUCUAUAUAUAGUAUUGAAUAAUCACCGUGUAUUGUAUUCGGGACAUAUUUAUAUAUAAAUUUGUUCUCUAAUUAAGUUUUAUGCUUUGUU
Molecule: messenger RNA, 1427 nt
Organism: Tarenaya hassleriana
Lineage: Eukaryota; Viridiplantae; Streptophyta; Magnoliopsida; Brassicales; Cleomaceae
Product: ABSCISIC ACID-INSENSITIVE 5-like protein 1
Exons: 5
Coding region: 219-1244 (341 amino acids)
Biological process (GO): positive regulation of DNA-templated transcription
Cellular component (GO): nucleus
Molecular function (GO): DNA-binding transcription factor activity
Source: RefSeq, a predicted model, not a curated record